AUGUCAUCAGAAGAUUCCGUUAUUAAUAGCAGCAAUUCCAAUGGAAUAGAAACAGAGGAAAAUGGAGAAGUUGCGAAUGUAGAUGAGCUUAAAGCAUAUUUCAGGGAUAUUUCAUCUUCAAAUUCUCAAUCAGAAGGCUCAAAGAGAUUUCAAGAUGAUGAGGAAGGAGCAUCUAAAGAGGAUGAUAUAGGAAAGAGUGAUACUGAAAAAGAUGAUUUAAGUGAUUUUAAGUCUUCGAACAAUGAUCAUUCAAUUCAUCAAUUUAGAGAUGUUGAAAACAGCUCAUCAAUAUCGGUUCAGACUGUAGACCCCAAGGCUCAGCUAUAUUCAGCAAAAGAUUGGUCAGACCUUAAUCUUUCACCAGAUUUACUUAAAGGUAUAUAUAAUAAAGGUUUUAAUCGCCCAUCAAAGAUUCAGGCAGCUGCAUUACCACUCAUAUUCAGCUCACCAAUGAAUUUAAUUGCUCAAGCUCAUAAUGGAAGUGGUAAAACGGCAACUUUUGCGUUGGCUAUGUUAGGGAAAGUUGAUACAAAGAUUAUUCAUCCCCAAUGUAUGUGUUUAUGUCCAACUAGAGAGCUUGCACGCCAAAACCAGGACGUUGUUAAUGAACUUGGAAAGUUUACAGGAAUUACAACAUGGCUUGUAGUUGCACAAGGAGAUAAGUAUGAUAAGACUAUUGGGUCACAGAUAAUUAUAUGUACUCCAGGAAAGAUGCAAGACUUUUUAAAGAAGAGAUCUUUCCCGACUGAGUUUAUGAAGUUAAUGGUAAUUGAUGAAGCUGAUGAAAUGAUUGACCACAGAAAUAUGAUGGCUUCACAAGUUGGACAGAUUAGAAAGUUCUUUAGACAGAAUUUACAGAUCCUCUUAUUUAGUGCAACUUAUCAUGAAGAAGUUCGUCUUUUUGCUGAAAAAAUUGUACCGAAUGCAAAUAAGAUUAAUGUUAAAAAAGAAGAGCUAACUUUGAAUACCAUUCAACAAUUCUACGUAAUCUGUAACGAUGAUGCUGAUAAACUCUCAUUUCUAUCAGAUUUAUACGCUUGUAUGUCUAUUGGACAAUCAAUUAUUUUUGUUAAUACUAGAAAAACGGCAUUUUCUAUAGCUGAAAACAUGAGAAAAGAUGGUCAUGCAAUUUCUGUUAUAUGCGGUACUCAGACUAAUUCCGGUGAAAAAAUGGAUCAUGAAGUUCGUGAUCAAGUUAUGGACUCGUUUAGAUCAGGUGAGAGCAAAGUUCUGAUUGCCACUGAUGUUUUGUCUAGAGGUAUUGAUGUUCCUCAAGUUACCCUCGUUAUUAAUUUUGAUAUUCCAAUCAGAUUCAACUCUACAAAUUCGAUUGGUAUUGGCAAUGAUAGUCUUUCUACAGAAGUUGACAAUGAGACAUACUUACACAGAAUUGGAAGAACUGGAAGAUUUGGACUAAAUGGUAUAUCUAUUAACUUUAUUCUUCCUCACCAACUUUCUUUAAUUCAACAAAUCAAAGACUAUUAUAAUUGCAAUAUUCAACUUAUUGAAAAGGAUCUUGAAAAUCUUGAGCAAAUUCUCAAGUCUUUGAGAUCUUGA
Molecule: messenger RNA, 1557 nt
Organism: Cryptosporidium ubiquitum
Lineage: Eukaryota; Apicomplexa; Conoidasida; Eucoccidiorida; Cryptosporidiidae
Product: Dbp5p-like EIF4a-1-family RNA SFII helicase
Exons: 1
Coding region: 1-1557 (518 amino acids)
Biological process (GO): poly(A)+ mRNA export from nucleus
Cellular component (GO): nucleus; cytoplasmic stress granule
Molecular function (GO): RNA helicase activity; ATP binding; RNA binding
Source: RefSeq, a predicted model, not a curated record